Brassica napus (rape) is the source of this 1906-nucleotide messenger RNA. Its product is annotated as F-box/kelch-repeat protein At1g22040. The transcript has 2 exons. The coding region runs from base 277 to 1698 and encodes 473 amino acids. NCBI's taxonomy places the organism in Eukaryota, Viridiplantae, Streptophyta, Magnoliopsida, Brassicales, Brassicaceae. Gene Ontology annotation, molecular function: protein binding. The record is from RefSeq and is a predicted model, not a curated record.
AAAUAAAAAAUAAAAAUAAAAAAACACAAUCUGCAAUCCAAAAAAGACAAUUCCGAAAACAUGCGUGUGGUUCGGAUAGAUCUCAAGAUUCUUCUAUCUUAACUCCUCGAUCUCUCUCUCUCGUCUUCGGUAAGAGAUUCUCAUCUCCCAGCUUUGUUCCUUACUCUCUGAAGUUUAGAUUCCAACGAUGAUCCUUGAUCGAUUGAAUUCAUUUUGUCUCCUUGAUCCUCUCUGAUUCUUCCUCACUAAAGACUGUUGAUCUGAAGCUAAGCUCUGAUGGGUUCUGUAAUGAGCUUAAGCUGUUCCAAGAGGAAAGCAACGAGCCAAGACGAGGAACCCUCAAACUCAUCUCGCAAAAGACGAAAGUUAUCCUCUUCAAACGAUGAAGAAGACUACAACUGCAGAUUGAUUCCUAACCUCCCUGAUGAGUUAUCUAUACAGAUUCUCGCUAGGCUCCCAAGAAUCUCCUACUCGAGCGUUCGGCUAGUCUCACGGAGGUGGAGAUCAGCUGUAUCCACCUCCGAGGUCUAUGCUCUAAGGAAAGAGCUUGGUAUAACCGAGGAGUGGCUCUACGUGCUUACCAAAGGCCAAGAUGAUAAGCUUCUAUGGUACUCUUUGGAUCCUGUCUCCACUAGAUGGCAGAGACUGCCUCCAAUGCCUGUUAUCGUCUACGAAGAGGAGUCUAGAAGAAGCUCAUGGAACCUCAAAGUCGGUGAGAUUGUGAGGAGCCUGCUCGGUAGAAGAGACGCUUCUGAGCAGAUGCCCUUCUGCGGAUGUGCUAUUGGUUCUGUCGACGGGUGUCUCUACGUUCUAGGAGGUCUCUCCAAGUCUAAAACCGUGAGCUGUGUGUGGAGAUUCGAUCCUAUUAUCAACUCGUGGAGCGAAGUGAGCUCUAUGCUGGCCAACCGUGCUUACUCCAAAACAGGAGUGUUGGACGAGAAGCUCUACGUUGUUGGAGGCGUUGACCGUGGACGUGGAGGCUUAUCUCCUCUUCAGACAGCUGAGGUUUACGACCCAACCACCGACGUUUGGUCUGAAGUCCCCAGCAUGCCUUUCACUAAGGCCCAAGUGCUGCCCAACGCGUUCUUGGCUGACUUGCUGAAGCCCAUCGCCACGGGGAUGACUUGCUACAACGGUAGGUUAUGCGUGCCUCAGAGUCUUUACUCGUGGCCUUUCUUUGUGGACGUUGGAGGUGAGGUUUAUGAUCCGGAGACUGAGCUUUGGGGGGAGAUGCCAUCUGGGAUGGGUGAAGGUUGGCCCGCGAGGCAGGCGGGGACGAAGCUGAGCGUUGUGGUGGAUGGGGAGCUGUAUGCUUUUGAUCCUUCUAGCUCGAUGGAGAACGGGAAGAUUAAGGUUUAUGAUCAGAAGGAAGAUGCUUGGAAAGUUGUUAUAGGGGAAGUGCCUGUUUAUGACAUGACGGAUUCGGAGUCUCCUUAUUUGCUUGCUGGGUUUCAUGGGAAGCUUCAUUUUAUUACUAGAGAUCAUAACCGUAACGUUACGGUGUUGAGAGCUGAUGUGCCUGACGUAUCAGGCUCUAGCUCUAGCUCUAGCUCUAGCUCCAAGUGUGUUUUGGGUUCAGGUUCUUUGAAGGAGAAGGGUGAUGCAGUUAACAAGUCAGAUACUGUUAUUUGGAAGGUUAUUGCAAGUAAGGACUUGGGUGCUGCUGAGCUUGUUAGCUGCCAAGUUAUAGAUAUUUGAAAAGCAACAUUGACACUGAGAAAAUCUUGUGUGUACAGCCAAAGUUUGAAGGUUUAUGAUAUGUUAUUCCCAAAGAUAUUUUUUUUAAAGUAUAAUUCUUCAAUUAUGAUAUACAAAUUCUGUAUACUUCUAGCUUUGGCUGUGGCAUGUAAGCUUGAGCAAUAAAAAGUUGUGAAACAAUAUAUAGAUAUGGUCACUGUAUUCUUGA